UUUUUUUUUCAGAGAAAAGAAAAGAAACCAGACUCCUUCCUGCGUCAAAAUUUCAGAAAGCCUGAGCUCUUUCUUCUCCCAAAAAUUCUGAACCAAUUGGCUUGCAUUGAGAGAUAUCGCAAGAGAUUGCCAUGUACAACACGUUUCUCAUCUAGAUAUCGCAAGAGAUUGCCAUGUACAACACGUUUCUCAUCUACUCCCACUUCAUCCUUGAAUGUACUGCGCAGUUGCAAACUUGUAACAGAAGUAGGGCUUUUUUCUAUUGCCACUCUAAUAAAACAACUGAAAAUGGACGUACACAAUAAACCCAUCAGUGAGAAGUUUAAGUCGGGACGGAGGUAGUAUAAUUUAAGGCCGCUUCACAGCAAGACUCACUCUCACAGGUCUACAACAGAAAUAGAUGUUAAUUUCAUAUCCAGGUGGUGAUACUUUUCUUACAAGAAAUGUUCUGGCAGUUGUAGUGUAUAAAAUAUCUCAUUGGAGCUGGUGUUCUUUAUGAUGCAAAUGGCAAUUUCUUUGGACCCUCAUGGUGUGUUUCAUUUAUGGAAUGAGUAUGACGUUAUAACAUAUAAAAAAUACUGCUGGAAAUCGUGAGCACUCAAAACAAAGGACGGGUUUUGAUGAAUCGUGAUUAGAUGAGUCUACAUUGAGUGUGUAUCUUCAAAAAUAAACAUUGAGUGUUGUUUGUAGUAAACUCUAUAAUCACGUUUUCUCUCUGCAGUUUCUAUUUGUCUUCAAGUUCUUUCAUUCUAUGUUUGAGUGAUGGUUUAGUCUAAAAUCAUAUUACUUACGUUUAGGAUCAGAGUCUAAAGGCAGUUCUCAUAUUGCUCCUGGAUCUCAUUAUUGAUAUUAAGAUGCAGGUGUAAGUUUUAGCUAAUAAUUUUAGAUUAUAUCUUUACUCUCAGAGACUUGAAAAGUUGAAAGUUCCUUCCAAUUACAUGUUUAAUUCUAAUGGUGACUACAUGUUUAAUUCUAAUGGUGACUAUGCA
Messenger RNA from Cuscuta epithymum, 989 nucleotides. NCBI's taxonomy places the organism in Eukaryota, Viridiplantae, Streptophyta, Magnoliopsida, Solanales, Convolvulaceae. The record is from the annotation of a GenBank genome assembly.